GUGCGUUGGCUUCUUUGCGCUUUUCCCGGAGCCACGCACGGAAAGGCGCACCCACUUGGGGAUCCAGACGCCUGUUUACAAGCGCCGCCUCCGCGGGCGGCGCUGCUCUGGCUCGUCCUUUCCCGCCCCUGGGACCUGGCUUCUACCCCGCCCCGUAUUUGUGCGGCGCGGGUUGGCCUAGCCAGCGCAGAGAGGCUGGGCUUGUGGGCGCAGCAGCUCCGGAGGUCAAGCUGGGCUGAGCUUGCGGGCCGGCGAAGGCCGGCGGGGACGCGGUCGGGGCUAUGCUGGGCAAGGAUUACAUGCUGGCCAUCAUUCUGGUCAACUGCGAUGACGACUUGUGGGGGGACCAGAGUCUUGAGGGGGAGCCAGGACUGCCCCCUGGCUGGAGGAAGAUACGCGAUGCUGCAGGUACUUACUAUUGGCAUGUACCCAGUGGCAGCACCCAGUGGCAGCGCCCAACCUGGGAGACGGGAGAUGCAGAGGACCCGGGCACGAAGACGGAGGGGAUUUGGGGACUUCGGCCUCCCAAGGGGAGAUCCUUCUCGAGCCUGGAGAGCUCACUGGACCGCAGGACCUCUCUGUCCUGGUAUGGUGAAGAAUCCUACAUCCAGAGUAUGGAGCCAGGGGCUAAGUGCUUUGCAGUCCGCUCCCUGGGCUGGGUAGAGGUACCCGAAGAGGAUCUGGUACCAGGGAAGAGCAGUAUUGCAGUCAAUAACUGCAUCCAGCAACUGGCCCAGACUCGCAGCCGUAGCCACAGCCAGCCCCCAGAUGGUGCCUGGGGUGAGGGCCAGAACAUGCUGAUGAUCCUAAAGAAGGAUGCCAUGAGCUUGGUGAAUCCUCUGGACCAUAGUCUAAUCCACUGCCAGCCUCUGGUGCACAUCCGUGUGUGGGGUGUGGGCAGCUCCAAGGGCCGAGACAGCCCCAUCUCUGACCCUACCAGGGACUUCGCUUUUGUGGCGGGUGACAAAGACAGCUGUAUGCUCAAGUGCCAUGUGUUUCGCUGUGAUGUCCCUGCCAAGGCCAUUGCCAGUGCCCUACAUGGGCUCUGUGCCCAGAUAUUGUCAGAGCGAGUAGGUGUCAGUGGUGAUUCCCGUGAUUCCCCUUGCUCCUCUCUAGACCCCAUCUCCCCAGAAGAUCUACCACGGCAAGUGGAGCUGCUGGAUGCAGUGAGCCAGGCUGCUCAGAAGUAUGAAGCAUUGUACAUGGGGACCUUGCCAGUCACCAAAGCCAUGGACACCAUGGUGGGCAUGUCCCCCCCCACCCCAGGCAUGGACGUGCUGAAUGAGGCCAUUGGUACCCUCACCACUCGGGGGGACCAGGAUGCUUGGGUCCCUGCCAUGCUCAGUGUGUCUGACUCUCUCAUGACUGCACAUCCCAUUCAGGCAGAAGCUGGUGCAGAGGAGGAACCACUGUGGCAGUGCCCUGUGCGCCUUGUGACCUUUAUUGGUGUUGGCCGUGACCCUCACACCUUUGGCCUCAUUGCUGACCUGGGCCGUCAGAGCUUCCAGUGUGCAGCCUUCUGGUGCCAGCCCCAUGCAGGGGGACUCUCUGAAGCUGUGCAGGCUGCUUGCAUGGUUAUUUCCUGGCCUCUGUGCACAUUGGAAUGUGGGAUGCUUACUCUUAAGUUCAGCUCACUCUUUCCUCAACAAAUACAAGUGUCUACAGGGUACCAGCCACCAUACCUGAUCCUGGGAAUUCACUGAUACAGAAGGCACAGCUUUUGCCCUCACAAAACACACAGGUUAGAUCAGACACAGACCAGAAGGGAGUUGUAUGCCACAUGAUGAUGGAGGAGAUGGCCCCUUGCAGAAAGCUACCUGAAAGAGGUGAUAGAAAGGUGAGAGUUGAAGGUCCAAUGAAGAAGUUAGGUGAAGGGGAUGGGACCAAAGGUAUGCCAAAUACAAGGAACUUCAGGUGUGAAGAUGAGUGCAGUGUUAGUGGGUAAGUGUAUCUAAAUGAAUCUAGUGUAUCUGGAGCGCAAAGGGGCAGAUGAAGUGAGAGCAGAAAAAAUGGCAGACGCCAGGUCAUGGAAGAACUUAGAGAUUGUGGGGUGAGUUUAUUUUGUCUCAAGUCGCUUUGAGACAUUGAAAGGUCUUGAGCAGUGAAUUUAAAUUUAUGGAUUAAGAAGAUCACUUAAGGUAUAUUAUAAGUUUGAAUUCCAGUUGUACCAUUUUUUGCCUAGGUGACUUUGGGCAAGUCGUGUAUUCUUUCUGAGCCAAAAUUUCCUCAUUUGCAAAAUGGUGAUAAUACCUGAUAAAUAACUUUGGAUUAAGUGAGAUUAUGUGAAGCAUUUAGCACAUGCCAAGCCCUCCUAAAUGUCCUUUUCUGUUUUUGUUAUUGAGCUCCCAGGGAGUGUCGUAGGGGCUCCAGAUGGGGCCAACUACCAGCCUCAUACCAGACUGAAGCCAUGGCCAGUUCCCUGUUUUGCAGAUGUUUUCAGGGAGCCCAGGGGCAGAAAGGAGCUGGAUCCUCAUAUUCCCCUUUU
Messenger RNA from Canis lupus familiaris (dog), 2485 nucleotides. RefSeq names its product amyloid beta precursor protein binding family B member 3 (gene APBB3). The transcript is spliced from 13 exons. Gene Ontology annotation, molecular function: transcription factor binding; amyloid-beta binding. Bases 282 to 1703 code for a protein of 473 amino acids. The record is from RefSeq and is a predicted model, not a curated record. Gene Ontology annotation, biological process: regulation of DNA-templated transcription. Gene Ontology annotation, cellular component: nucleus; cytoplasm. NCBI's taxonomy places the organism in Eukaryota, Metazoa, Chordata, Mammalia, Carnivora, Canidae.